GUAACCCUCACCUUUGGCCGCCGUUCUGCCUCCAGAAGCUCCGAUUUCCAUUCUUCUUACUGUCACACACAGUUGCUUUUUCGAUCUCUACAAUCUUCAACUUCAAUGGCAAGCAACGAUCCAGAGCACAAGGAGGAAGAAACCGUCGCAGCCGAAGACGAAGACACCGGAGCACAGGUCGCCCCGAUUGUCAAACUUGAAGAAGUCGCUGUCACCACUGGGGAAGAAGACGAAGACGCUAUUCUCGAUCUUAAAGCCAAGUUAUAUCGGUUUGAUAAGGAUGGAAACCAGUGGAAAGAACGAGGUGCUGGUUCAGUUAAGUUCUUAAAGCACAAACAAACUGGAAAAGUCCGUCUCGUUAUGCGUCAAUCUAAAACCUUAAAGAUCUGCGCCAAUCAUCUAGUUAUCCCUACCAUGACUGUUCAAGAACACGCUGGAAACGAAAAGUCAUGUGUGUGGCAUGCUGCUGAUUUUUCUGACGGCGAACUCAAGGAUGAGCUUUUCUGCAUUAGAUUCGGAUCAAUUGACAAUUGCAAGAAGUUUAUGGAAACAUUUCAAGAAGUGGCAGAGUCCCAACAAGGAAAAGAAGAGAACAAAGAUGCUUCAAAUGCUGCUGGAUUGCUUGAGAAGUUGAGUGUUGGAGAUGAAAAGAAAGAGGAAGUGAAGGAGAAAGAGGAAGUGAAGGAGACUGAAAAAGCAACUGAAUCAGAAGAGAAGAAAGAAGUUGAAGCAGCUUCAUCUACAUAAAUCAUCAUCAUGUAUCUCACAUAUAUACCAGGUAUUGUAACAUCACCUAAUGAGAGGUCUUGUUGAGUCAGCAUCUGUAAGAGAUGAUGUUGCAGGAAUGGAGUCAUUUUGGGUCAGUUGGGUCAGUCGGGUUUGGGUCUUGAAUUUGUGUGAUGGGUCAGUUUGGUGGGUCAAUUGAGUCUGGUUGAGUUUAUUAUGAGUAUAGAUAUAAAUUAAUAGGGUUGGGUGGGUGAGGGGAAUGGAUUUUUAUGUUACAGAUGUUAUGGUACGUUUGUUGGGUUAAUGCAUAUGCAUACGUCUGUUAUUUGUUUCUACAAAACUCUGGUUUGAGUCAUUUUGGAUUUUAUUUUAUAUCAUUUUCUUAUUUAAUGCCUUCUCAUUUCUUUUAUUUAAUGUUUUUCACAAGAAAAUUGAAUCCAAGAACUUGUUUUUUAAAUAGCACUACGUAAUUGUUGUACAAGUUUGGACGAGUAAUAAUCUGAGUCAAUGAUGGUCAAAAUGGUCAAAUGUGAAAUUUAUGGUUUUCCUUCGUUUAGAUAAAAUUACACAAUUGGUCCCUAUGGUUUGGUAGAACUUACAUGAUGAUUGCAAAUACCAGAAAGUAGGCAUACAUAUCUUUCUAUCAAUGUUUGACAAACAAUAUUUGGCUUUAGAUUUUUUGUGAGGAUUUUUUUUGGUGAUGUUGACUUUUUAAUUCUGUGAAAAUUUGCAAUUACUUUCCUUAAGUUUUGGUUAUUGUGGUCGUAAUCAUGGUAUUAAGCAUCUAGCAUUCUUUAGCGAUUCUUAGACCCAAUUCUCACAUAUAAGAAUUAUUCUUGCUAAUUAUUCAUAGCAAUUUCACUUGAUUCAUUUCUUUGUUUAUGACACUUCAUAUAGCUACCAAGUAAUAACUCAAGUUCAAAGUGGAAAUAUGGUGUAGUUGAAAUGAAUCAUAUAGUUCUAGUCUUUUCUAUAUACAUACACAUACACCUAAUCAUUGGCAUUCUUCACCUUACAUCUCUUUUGUAUCACAUUUUAAGCAUUUAGCAAGACAAUUCCGUGAUAAUGAGAAAAAAAGUUUUAAGUUUGGCCGAAAAUGUUGGAUUUACCCUCUCUUGAAUAUUUUGUUUGUUCAUACAUCAAAGUUUGUCAUUGUUUUGUCAAUUUUGCCCUUUAUACUUGUAAUAGUAGGUUACCAUGAAAUAUAUUUGCCAAAAAAAUCCUAAAGUUACAAAUGCUUUGCAAUGAAACCCUUAAAGAUUAUAAAUCUUAAUAAUGGUUUGGAAUAUGUUAGUAAGGAUUUUCUAAGUGACUUCACUUCCUAUAAAAACCAAAUAGAAUAAAAUCUUUCUUAGGGUUUGUUUGAUUUGAUGUUGAUCGGGUUACAUCAUACGUUUAGAGUGUUUACCUGAUUACCUCUUACUCAGUCCACAAAAUUACCGAACUCAAUUUGGUAGAAAUAUAAUGCCAUCAUUUUCCCCUGAUUUGCCCUCUCCUUCCCACGCGUUCUUUUUUCCCACCUCCUACGUCGGUACUACCACUAGAUGACCACCUCCAUCUGUCACUACCUCCAUUUGGGUCCUCCUCUCUCUUUUGACUGACACUAUCGUCCAUGUGUGUGCUAGGGUUAAACAAAAAAAGGUGCCACCAUCUUCCUCAUUCCCCUCCAUCUGCGUCGCUCCAAUUGCUAAAUCGAGAUAUCGAGAACAAUUUUGAUCAUGUUGUAUGCUCUAAUAUUCAAAUCUUGUUAUUUUUAUUGACAACUUGUAAAAGUCAUUAGGAUCAAAUUUAACUGUUUACAUAUUUUCCCUCGUAAAUGUUGCCCCUGUUCAUCGAUGUGGAUGUUGAUCAUUGGUGAUAUAUAUAUAUAUAUAUAUAAUGGUGG
Molecule: messenger RNA, 2611 nt
Organism: Lactuca saligna
Lineage: Eukaryota; Viridiplantae; Streptophyta; Magnoliopsida; Asterales; Asteraceae
Source: the annotation of a GenBank genome assembly